Polychytrium aggregatum is the source of this 1066-nucleotide messenger RNA. Its product is annotated as GTP cyclohydrolase I. Gene Ontology annotation, biological process: tetrahydrobiopterin biosynthetic process; tetrahydrofolate biosynthetic process. Gene Ontology annotation, molecular function: GTP binding; zinc ion binding; GTP cyclohydrolase I activity. Lineage: Eukaryota; Fungi; Chytridiomycota; Chytridiomycetes; Polychytriales. Gene Ontology annotation, cellular component: cytoplasm. The coding region runs from base 143 to 784 and encodes 213 amino acids. The record is from RefSeq and is a predicted model, not a curated record. The transcript has a single exon.
CUUCGUCUCCAUCUCUCCUCCUGGUAAGCCUGCAUCUGCCCAGGAUUCUCGUCACAGUCUGGGCCCCCUCGACUCGCAACUUACAACCUGCUUCAUCGGAUCCCAAUUCAUUGUCCCAGACCCGACCCGACCCGACCCGACCAUGUCUCCCACCAACAGCGAUCCGCAGCAUCUGGGCAACGGCACCUCCCAUGCUGCCGACGCCAAGCCGGCCCUUUCAGAAGCCCAGAAAAUCGAAAAGCUCUCGGGCGCCGUCCGGACCAUCCUCGAGUGCAUCGGCGAGGAUCCCUCCCGCGAGGGUCUGCUCAAAACCCCCGAGCGCUACGCCAAGGCCCUGCUCUUCCUGACCAAGGGCUACCAAGAGUCGGUCGAGACGGUCCUGAACGAGGCUGUCUUUGACGAGAACCACGACGAGAUGGUCAUUGUCCGGGACAUUCCCUUCUUCUCGCAGUGCGAGCACCAUAUGGUUCCCUUCCACGGCUCCGUCACCGUCGGCUACAUCCCCAACGGCAAGGUUGUCGGCCUCAGCAAGAUUGCCCGCAUCGCCGAGAUCUUUGCCCGCCGGCUGCAGGUCCAGGAGCGCCUGACAAAGCAGAUUGCCGAGGCCAUCAACGCCGCUCUGGAGCCCCAGGGCGUCGCUGUCGUCAUCCGGGCCGAGCAUAUGUGCAUGACCAUGCGCGGUGUCCAGAAGCCUGGUGCCUCGACCGUCACUUCGUGCAUGCUCGGCGAGUUCCGCGCAAAUCCUAAAACCAGGGCCGAGUUCCUGGAGCUGAUCAAGCAAUGAAGCCCCCGUCGUCGAGCGACGAAUCCUGGAGCAUUGGCCCCAUGUGCUCUGUGGUCUGCAAGUGGGCUGUGAAUGAGAUGCCCUUUUUCCAUGUUUCCGCUCCGAUGAAAGUGGGACUGGUCGAUGAGGCUCGGCUGGAAUAUCACGCCAACGAGGUUCGGCUGGAACUUCAUGCCGAGAUCUGUUAUCCCUCUCGAUAGCCAUACGACCCAAACAUGUAUUACACCGAGAUGCGAUGCUGCCAGGAACACAGACAAUAAAAUACACCCGCGAAACAGAGGC